UGCAGGAGGGGGCAUUUGUAAUUAUGAGUGAAUCCAAAACAAGGUUUUUUCCUUCCGCAGCCCCCCGCCCGGCUGUGGGGCCCAGCCACUGCACUUCACCGGAUGCCGUCUGGUUGGUCCUCAGGACUGAUACAGACCAGGACCCCAGGGCCAGCCCGUGCCAGGCUCCUAUGCUUCCAGGAGCGCGGGUGGGUGGUCCUGCUGCCUGGCCGGCCAUCCUCCUGGGGUCGGUCUCUGGCGGAUCCUCCCUCCUCCUCUCAAGCCCUGCACAGCCUGGCCAGGCAGGUGCAUCUCGUUUGGCUGCUGAGGAGCCGGGGGUUCAGGGAAAUUAAGGAACGUGCCCAGGGACCCGGGGCCAGCCCGUGGGGACGCUGGGAUUGGAGCCCAAGUCCCAGGUUCGCCGCGCGGCUCUCGACUUCCUCUCCUUUCCCCCAGGGGCGAGCUCGGCGACCGCAGAGAGGUGGGGUCGAUCUCCCUGCGACCCCAGGGGGCCCGCGAGGCCAGUGCGCGGGCAGGAGCGGGGACCUGCUCAGAAGAGCCGGGCGCCGCCGCGCCCGCCCGGCCCCCGGCUCCAGCGCCCCCAGUCCCCCGGCUCCUGGCUCCGCGCGCCCCCCGCCGCCCCCGGGGCCCUGCUACCCCCGACCCGUCCCCACCCGCCGGCCGCCCCCAUGGCCCAGCUGGGCGCGCUGCUCCUGGCCGCCGCCCUGGGUGCGCUGCUCAGCUUCGCGCUCCUGGCCGCCGCGGUCGCCAGCGACUACUGGUACAUCCUGGAGGUGGCGGACGCCGGCAAUGGCAGCGCCUGGCCCGGGCGCGCAGAGCUGCUCUCCUCGCACUCGGGGCUCUGGCGCAUCUGCGAAGGGCAGAACGGCUGCAUCCCGUUGGUCGACCCUUUCGCCAGUGAGAGCCUGGACGUCUCCACCUCGGUGCAGCACCUCAUCUCACUGCUUCCACUGCCCCUGCGUUUCCAUGAGGACGUUUCCACGCAGACCUGUCCCAGUGCUGUGCUGCUGUCCCUAACCACAGUGCUGCACCGUGCAGUCAUGGUGGUCCUGCCCCUGAGCCUGGUCCUUCUCGUGUGCGGCUGGAUCUGCGGCCUGCUCAGCUCCCUGGCCCAGAGCGUGUCUCUGCUGCUUUUCACCGGCUGCUACUUCCUGCUGGGGACACAGGCUGAGACUGUAACCGGUAACCACCCAUCCGCUGACGCGGCUCCAGCUCCGACUACAUGCCGAGUGCUGGCCAAGUGCUCCUCCGAAGGCUCCUCCGAGGGCCCCCCAGUCCCAGCUGCAGUCCACAUGAGAACAACAGUGAAGUCAAGGUCUCCUCUAGACAAUGAAAUCAGGAAGAAUCCAAAUGACCUGACCCUGCGGCUCAUCUGUGUCCUGACACUGGCGGGGGUCAGCAUCUACAUCAGCUACUCGCACCUGGCCUUUGCGGAGACGGCGCGGCAGUAUGGCCCGCAGCACAUGCAGGGCGUCCGCGUCAGCUUCGGCUGGUCCAUGGCCCUGGCCUGGGGCUCCUGUGCCUUGGAGGCAUUCAGCGGAACCCUCCUGCUCUCAGCUGCCCGGACCCUCAGCCUGAGCCCCCCACUCUGUGGUCAUCUGAGUCCCCAGCAGGUGGGAGGGAGAGGGGGAGACUGAGGCCCAGAGCGGCAGAGGGACCCACCCAGAUCGCCUGGCACCAGAGAGAUGCCGUCUCAGGCCAAGGCCUCC
Molecule: messenger RNA, 1709 nt
Organism: Pan troglodytes (chimpanzee)
Lineage: Eukaryota; Metazoa; Chordata; Mammalia; Primates; Hominidae
Gene: TMEM235
Product: transmembrane protein 235
Exons: 8
Coding region: 669-1637 (322 amino acids)
Cellular component (GO): apical plasma membrane
Source: RefSeq, a predicted model, not a curated record